Canis lupus familiaris (dog) is the source of this 6307-nucleotide messenger RNA. It is a transcript of the gene FIRRM, whose product is annotated as chromosome 7 C1orf112 homolog. The record is from RefSeq and is a predicted model, not a curated record. The coding region runs from base 76 to 2802 and encodes 908 amino acids. The transcript is spliced from 24 exons. NCBI's taxonomy places the organism in Eukaryota, Metazoa, Chordata, Mammalia, Carnivora, Canidae.
AGGCCUGCCGGGACGGCGGGAGUUUCCGGUCUGGCGGUGGCGGGAGCGGUUUGAAGCUGUGCUUGUCGGCGGAAUAUGUCUCAGGAACGCGCGGCCCCGGCGAGCGCGGCUCCCCUGGAGGAGUUAAGCGGCUGGACCGAGGAGCUCUGCCGCCGGGAACUGCCGUCCGUGCUGCCCCGGCUCCUUUCUAUGUAUCAGCAUUCCGACAGUUGGAUCGAGCAUAUUCAAAUUCUGAAGAUUAUUGUGGAAAUGUUUUUACCUCAUAUGGACCACCUGACGCUGGAACAGACUUUCUUCUCACAAGUGCUGCCAAAGACUGUGAAAUUAUUUGAUGACAUGAUGUACGAGUUAACCAGUCAAGCCAAAGGACUGUCAAGCCAUAAUUUAGAAAUCCAGACCACUCUAAGGAAUAUUUUACAAACAAUGGUGCAGCUCCUAGCAGCUCUUACAGGAUGUGUUCAGCAUGUCUGUGCCACACAGGAAUCCAUCAUUCUAGAAAAUAUUCAUAGUCUUCCCUCCUCAGUCCUACAUGUAAUCAAAAGUACAUUUGUACAUUGUAAGGCUAGUGAAUCUAUCUAUUCUGGACAUUUACACCUAGUUUCAGACCUUCUCCAGGCUCUUUUCAAGGAGGCCUAUUCUCUUCAAAAGCAGCUAAUGGAACUAUUGGAUAUGGUAUGCAUGGAUCCUUUAAUAGAUGAAAAUGAUGAUGUUUUGAAUAUGGUAAUAGUUAUUCAUUCAUUGUUGGAUAUCUGCUCUGUUAUUUCCAGUAUGGACCAUGCGUUUCAUGCCAAUACUUGGAAAUUUAUAAUUAAGCAGAGCCUUAAGCACCAGUCAGUUAUAAAGAGUCAGCUGAAACACAGAGAUAUAAUCACCAGCUUGUGUGAGGACAUUCUUUUCUCCUUCCAUUCCUGUUUACAGUUAGCCGAGCAGAUAACACAGUCAGAUGCACAGGAUAAUGCUGAUUAUAGAUUAUUUCAGAAAACACUCAAAUUGUGUCGUUUCUUUGCUAACUCCCUUUUGCACUAUACUAAGGAAUUUCUUCCUUUACUUUCUGAUUCUUGCUGUACAUUGCACCAGCUUUAUCUUCAGAUACACAGCAAGUUUCCUCCCAGCCUAUAUGCUGCCCAGAUCUCUAAAGCACAACAGGAGGAAAUAGCAGGUACUUUCCUAGUUACACUGGAUCCACUCAUCAAUCAGCUUCUCACGUUCCAACCUUUUGUACAAGUGGUUUUGGACAGUAAAUUAGAGCUGCCGAGUGAACUACAGUUCCCACAAUGUCUUCUGCUGGUUGUCAUCAUGGAUAAGCUGCCCUCUCAGCCUGAGAAUGUGCAGGCCCUGUGGUGCACAGAAAGCCAGCUCACAGAAGCUACAACCAGGGUAUCUCUACUCAAAGCCAUUUUCUACAGUUUUGAGCAAUGUGCUGGUGAACUGUCUCUGCCUGUUCAUUUACAAGGAAUAAAGAGUAAAGGGCAAAUGGAAGUUGCUGUCACCUUGUAUGAGCAUGUUUGCGUACAUCUGUGUACAUUUAUUACUUCCUUUCAUCCUUCACUGUUUCCUGAACUGGAUGUUGCCCUAUUGAAUGCUGUGCUUAGUGCUAACAUGAUCACCUCUUUGUUAGCUAUGGAUGCGUGGUGCUUCCUUUCCCGAUAUGGGACUGCUGAACUCUGUGCCCACCAUGUCACCAUAGUGGCUCAGCUGGUAAAAUCCUGUGCUGGAGAAUGCUAUCAGCUUGCCAACCUAUCAGUACUGUUGAGGCGGCUCUUCUUCUUCAUGGCUCCAUCACAACAGGUAGAGUUUAUCCAGAAAUUUUCUCCCAAAGCAGCAGAAAAUCUGCCUCUGUGGCAGUGUAUUUCCCUGCAGGCAUUACCAACCGAGCUCAGGAAGCAAGCCGCAUGUGACAUCACCAGAGUCGGGAUUGCACAGUGUCAGGAGUGGCUAAGCAAUAGUCGGACUUUGGGAGAACUUGAAUCUCUGAACACACUGCUCUCUGCUUUGCUUGCUGUAUGUAAUUCUGCUAGUGAAGUUCUGGAUAUUGCACAGCAAACUGCAAUUAUGGAAAUUGGGAGUCAGCUUUGGGCUUUUUUAAACCCUAAACUGGUAACAGGUCAACCUUAUAUUCAGCAGACACUUAGUUUUUUGCUUCCACUGUUGGGAGUUUUCGUUCAAAAUCUAGAUCCUCAUCUGAUAAGUCAGGUAGUAACUUUACAGACCUCACUGCUUAAAUUAGAGCCUCCUGACCAUGUUUGUUUGGCAGUGCUUGAUUUUGUAUCUUCUCUAGGAAAAUUUUUUAUACCUCAAGCUUUUCAGGACAAAAUUCUGCCCAACUUGUCUUCUAUUUUUGACUUCCUGCUAGCUGACAGGAAUUGGAUAAUAGAACAACAUACCUUGGAGGCAUUUACUCAGUUUGCCGAGGGAACAAAUCAUGAAGAAAUAGUUCCACAAUGCCUCCGUUCUGAAGACACUAAGAACAAAGUAAUAUCCUUUCUGGAGAAGACUGGCUUUGUAGAGGAAACUGCAGCUGCCAGAGUGGAACGUGUGAAACAGGAAAAAGGCAUUUUCUGGAAACACUUGGCUAAAGUUCCUGUAGAAGAAGCAAAGUGGUCAUCUUUACAGCCUUAUUCAAAAAGAGCCCGUCAUGAGUUCCCCUUGGAAGAAGAGUAUAGGUCAGCAUUGCAAGCAGCAUCAGGGGCCCUGGAGGCAAUUGAGUCAUUACUCCAGAAGUCUCCUGCUCCAGAAUGGUUUCUAAUGAAAAUGGAGAUCCUCCAAGAAAGGAUCGAUGAGCUAAAACGACGUGUACUCUAGGGUGGCCCUUAAAUGGAUUGGACCAUGUUACUCAUAGAUAGAACUGGGUAUGAUUUUUAUCAUCCUACACUCUAUUUUGUAAAUGAAUAUAUUGAUGUAAGUAUGCAUUUUCUAACACAUAUAAAACAACUUUUGUAAAGUUGAAUCUAGUGAAAAUAGUCUUUAUUGGACAUUUAGAGAACAGGUGCGGGGGGUGAUAUUUCUCAAGAAGAACUUUGGUACAGUGUAAUACAUGUGGAGCAGUCAAGGACUGCCCAGGUACCCACAGGGCCAACAGAUAGUACAACUGUAAACAAAUAAAUAAGCUGCCUAAGGAAACCUUAGCGAUUUAAAAUCAUUUAUAUACUUUACAGCUAAAACUUUUUCAGUAAGUUGUAUUUCAUAAUAAAGCUUACUCUUCUGUUAAAGAAAUGGCACAAAAUUAAGCUAAUCAGCUUGAAUUUUUGUAUUUAUUUUCUUCUGGAAUUGUCCUGGAAAAAAGCAGUAAAUUCAACCUUUCCACAGCUACUUGCUCUUCACAGAAACUGGCCUUAGUCAGACGCACACGGGCUCCUCCUCCAAGAAGCCAGCGCGGAGACUCUUCACCGCCGGGGCGCUAGCCAGCACUCGACCACUCACACUUCGGUUGGCACAGAUGGGAGAAAUGGAUGCUUUUGGGUUUUCUUGUCUGCAGAGCCCGCUUUUGAGGUAUUAGUUUGAUUUUUUUUUUUUUUAAAGAAAUCCUUUUCCCUAAAGUUAUACCCGUUGUCACCAGUUAUUAUCUUCCCAGUUCAGCUCCCCUUCAUCUCCCCAGCCUUCAGACUCUCCCUGCAGCAAGAGAGAGCAAAUCAAGGGCAGGCUGCUGAGACAAAUCAUUUCUGGAUGUAAAGGGACCUAACACUUGCCAGAAGAGAGCCCCACGCUAAGUAAAAUAACUUACUCUAACAGGAAGCUGCAAAGUAGGAUUACUUUGGUUCCAGAGUUACAAAACCACAGCACUUGAAGUUAAUUUCCCAAGGGCCAUAUAUGUACAAUUAAAUUGAUUUGAUGACACCCUAUUCUUGGGUUUAACCCCUUUUAAUCAGUGGGUUCUAAGAGUAACCAGUGGCCCAUUAAACACUUAGUCUAAGCAUUGCUUUUUUCUGGGGAAGGAAAGAUAUCAUUUAUAGGAACUCAUUGCAUUCAUUUGUGCUUCACCCGUCACUGUAAGCAACUGUGUACAUCAGUCUCUUCCCUCACUGAGAAAACAGUAUGUCUGUUAUAAAUGAGACAGUGCAACUGGUACAUACCCCUUAAAUUAGCACGAUUUACUAAUCCUCACCUCAGUAAUCUCUGCUGCAGCAAAUUUUGAGGAGAACUGCAUCACUGUUGAGACGUCAUCCUUGUUGGAAACCAUCAUUUCUGUCCUCAGUUCAGGCAAAAUAAGAAUAGCAGCUGAAGGUUUAAUUUCUGGAAUCAUAUCAGCAAACCAGUCCAACUCUGGAUCUUGUACUGGCUUCUUUUUUACUUGGAUGGUAAAUUCCUCUCCUAAACCAAGUUCUGAUGGAGCCUUAAGGCGCCUUUCUUGUGAUGACAUGUUCGGUGGCUUGGUUUGGUCUGGGUUGUCCCUGCUUUGUGCAUGAUUAGUCUUUUGGGGUGGACUUGAUUUUAAAGGCCUGGACUCUUCAGUGAGUGAAAGCAAAGUAGGAAUGGCCUCCUGCUCCCCUGAGGUGCCCGGUCUAACAGCUGGGACUCCAUCUCUCGCACUUAUUUCAGUAUCUGUGCUGCUGGGUUCAUAGUCGUCCCAAGCCACCGCCUCCUCCAUGUUCAAGUUAGUGAGCGGGGAUGUGGAGGUCUUGUAGGCUUCUGUGGGACAGCUCUGGAUGCUGACAGUUUUGUUUUCAGGCUCCUCAGGCUCACUCCAAUCAGGCCACUCCUCAGACUUUUUAGAAUCUGGUGGGAAGUUCUCACCAUCUCCAGAGUUAUUUUUCACAUCUGAGACUCCAUUCAUGGGAAACUUAAUAGGUUGAGGAAAUUUAUCACCUGUGGGGAUAUGUACAGAAGUUAUGUUCAUAAAGUGUUAAGAGCAAGUAAUAUAUUUAGGAAAAGGUUAACACUUUAAAAAAAUGUAUGGCUUUAAUUUCAUAAAAAUAUCCAGGUUACUAAAUUGUACCUGCAAAAGAGAUAUCCCGGCAGAAUGUAACAAAUAUGUGAGGUAGGUUAUUCAGAUACUUUAACUAGAGCAUACAAUUCUUCACUAAAUAUUCAAGCGUAUUGUUUAUUGGUGUAUUAUCUAUAAACAAAUAUAGAAAUGUUCUAAGCCAGGCAGUGUUAACCCCAAAAAGUGUUGUGUGCUCAAAUAAGUUUGCCUUAAACCAACAUAGUAUCUCUUUUAUUUUUUUUAGAAGGGGGGGGGGGUGGCAGAAGAGAGAAAGAGAGAAUCUUAAGCAGGCUCCAUGCCCAGCACAGAGGGGCUUGAUCUCAAGACCCUGAGAUCAUGACCUGAGCUGAAAUCAAGAGUAAGAUGCUUAACCAACUGAGCCACCCAGGCAACCCUAACAUACCCUCAUUUUAAUCAGAUAUCCUUAAAUGUAGUCAAGGUCCUGGAAUCUUGCACAAUAAGUGUGUCAGGACUCUGCUACUAACAUCUCCCCAAACUUACUUAACCACACAACUCUCUUUUUCAUGGCAUACCUACUGCCAUCUAACAGAAUUAGCAUCCUCUGAUAUAGUUUGGAAAAUGUUGCACUAAAGCACCAGAAGUACCAAAAUAAUGUCAGCUAGCUCUCCUCACCAGUUAUGAAGAAAUGGUAGGUAUAUAACCUGUAGUCCAGGAAAAGCAGAUGACACCCCAGCUGACUACAGUUAUACAGAAAUCAGCCUCGUUAUUCCCAAACUGCCCUUAAUUUUUAAAAUUUAUAACUCUGUACUCAGGAAUAACAUUCAUGUAACAGUGGAAAAACUAUAUAAAUUGAAUAUUUCUACCUGUCUGUAAAAGAGUAUUGUAGCAAUCUCGCUGUAUCUGCUUCUUGCUGAUGGGCAUGCUGCCAGAAAAGAAACAUUUAGGGAACAUGCCAGAGGAGGGGUUCUCCAAGAUUGGCGCCGUCUGACUCUGCUGGCUACAGAAGACGUGCGGGGGAGAAUCUGAAGAUAAAUAAAAACUCCCAAAAAUAAAAAGGAUAGUAAAUAGCUUCUUGCUCUGUCAGGGUAAGUGAGUAACAGGGGAAAUGGGUAUAUUUAACACAGAUAAAGGAUAAGUUGCAGAGAGAAUCUUUAAAUAUCUGAAGAAACACACUCAUUACAGAAUGGCCUGCCUGUGUCCUCAAGGUGUUUCAGGGCAGGCUGAGGUCUACAUGAUGGUAAGGGACUUGAAACAGUUCAAGCAUUGGGUGAGCAGUUGGAUUAGAUAUAACCUUUAGAAUACCUAAUUAAAAAAGUUAACAGCCACUGAACAUUUUGUCAAUUUAAAAUAAUUGAUUCUACUUAAAAAAAAAAAAAAGUCUAAGAAUACAAGCACACCAAUGUGAAUGUACUUAAUGCCACAAAC